This is a messenger RNA of Dermacentor andersoni, 2574 nucleotides long. Its product is annotated as L-lactate oxidase-like. Gene Ontology annotation, molecular function: oxidoreductase activity; FMN binding. The record is from RefSeq and is a predicted model, not a curated record. NCBI's taxonomy places the organism in Eukaryota, Metazoa, Arthropoda, Arachnida, Ixodida, Ixodidae.
UCCUGUACAGAUAACGCGUUCGCGAAACCAGCGUGGCGCCCAACAGAGGAGGAAGGCUACAACAUCUACGAGUUACGCGCAGCUUCACCACGUCUCUAGCAGGCUCGAAAGAUGCGCGUCCUGUUUGCCCUUCCCCGAAGUAAGCGCAACGACAUUGUUGAUUGCAACACGUUCUGCAGAUCUGUGCCUCUGGGAGCAUCGCCGACCGCCAAGCGAAGGCAUGUCCUCGAGCGCUCACGAUCCCGCUCAGCCGCCGGCCGACGUCGAUGACAUCGAGAAGCUGGCCAUGGCCAACCUGGAUCCCGUGGUGCGGACCUUUAUUCAGACCGGAUACGGUCGGGGCCUGACAGUACGCGAAAAUCGCGAGGCUUUCGACAGGUGGCGAUUCCUACCCAGAGUGCUCUCGGGCUCUUCGAAGAGGAACACCCAGACGACUCUGCUGAACAGGGUUGUGUCCUUGCCUGUCGGCAUCGCUCCGACGGCGGCCCACUGCAUCGUGCAUCCCGAUGCCGAGCUCGCCGUUGUGAGAGCGGCUCGUGAGGCAAAGACCGUGAUGGCUGUCAGCGUGGUGCACUCCGCUUCGCUGGAAGAGAUGGCAGCCGCCGCAGGCCCCGACGCCGUUCUCUGGGCGCAGCUGGAUAUCCGCAAGGACCGCUCCAUAACGCUGGAGGAAGCCCUGCGCGCACAGCGCUGCGGCUUCGCAGCGCUUGUCGUGACGCUAGACGCCCCCCUUGUCGGACGCAAGGCCGCACCCGGGGUCACCGACCCAGUGGCAGAAGCCUUCGGAGAGACCUUCUUGCGUCUUCGAGGUGGCACGCCCGGCCAUGAGUGGGACCCGUGCCAGAGCUGGGAUGACAUCGACUGGCUGCGCAAGAAUGUGGACCUACCUCUAGUCAUCAAGGGCAUCCUCAGAGCCGAUGACGCUGUGAAAGCUGUGGAUCACGGUGCUUCCGCAAUCGUCGUGUCCAACCACGGUGGUCUUUACAUGGACGGCGUUCCUGCUACGCUGGAGGUGCUGCCGGAGUUGGUGCGUGCCGUGAGUGGGCGCUGUGAAGUCUAUAUGGACGGCGGCAUCCGGUGUGGCGGCGAUGUGGUCAAAGCGUUGUCCCUAGGAGCCAGAGCAGUGUUCAUCGGCCGGCCAAUCUUCUAUGGUCUGGGAUACAAGGGUCAGCAGGGAGUCACCGAAGUACUCGAGUGCAUCCGCCGGGAGCUGGACAACUGCCUUGCACUAAUAGGUUGUUCCGACGUGGAAAAGCUACACCCUGGCUUCCUGAGGCGCAGCGCCGUUUCCUUCCACGAGCAGACCAGCUCUACGCCACACGACUUGGCCACACGUUUCUCUUCAUGAAAAACAGAAAUAUUGUGAAGAAUUUAUGUGCGGUUUUAGGUACGCAGAUUCAUGAUUGUGUAUAGUACAAAGAAGCUGCACGCCUGCAAGGCCGACUGUAACAGAACGUGUGACCCCGUAAAGAGCCUAAUUCCAGAUAGUGCAGAUAUAGAAAACCUUCCGUGUAAUAUUUUUCGUUUGAAAUACGAGUAGAUGCGUCGCGGAAAGCUAGCAAAAUAGCCGUUUUUGACAAUGAAACUGACACAAAACACAGACAUUGCAACUCGCCGUAAGUAACGCAUGACACAGAACACGCGGCUUCUAAGCAUGUUCUCGGAGGUUUCCGAGAUUAUCCGGCUCCCGUGGUUGCCCGCGGCGCGCUGAAAUUCUCGGAGACGACGUGCUGGGAUUUACGUCAUAUGUGCUCACCACUAGGUUCAUGCGUCGUCUGUUGUGCUAUUUAAAAUAUUCUAAUAAGUGAUUCAGCAGAGCCAACGAGUUGGAAUCAAUAUACAGCUAAGCUUUCUGUGAGUCCACAAAGAGUCGAAACAUUAGUACACGCACGCACCCCCCCCCCCCUACCCCCACCUCUCUGCACACGUACACAAGCUCGAGCGCACACAAAUUAUACUGAGCCUUUCGUUAAGCGGAGUUACUGACUACUAUAGCUAGUAUGGAGGACACCUUGAACGCAUCAUGGUUACAGAGGCAGCAUGCACAUACGUGCGUAACGAAAUUCGAGUCCAUUCUAUCCGCCAGAAGAGUUUAGUUGCUCAUUACCGUGCAACCGCGUAUGCGCGAAGGAGAACUUCUUCGUUCUUUUUUUUUCUUUCCUCCUCACGGCUGGCGCUACCCCUGCCGCGGAUGCGCUGAGGCGACCACCAUGUAGUCGUGGUGCAAGGAACGCAGCGGCGCGCGCAGCAUACGUACUCCACUGUGACUGGUUGGCCUAUGCGACAAGAGAACAGCCAGGCCCACGGUUACGAAAACCGGCGAGUUGCGCAAUGAAAGCGUCGCUUUCAAGAAUUAGAGGAUUAGAAAUUAGAAAGAGGAUUAGAUUAGGAAUUAGAGGAUCUAGAAAAUAUUUCUUCAGUUUUUUACAUUACUAAUUUAUAACCAAUUUAGGCAAAAUGAAGCUUCGGCGCAGUUGGCCUUUAGUUUUCAUGCUGGUGUUAUACGUACUUUUCAGCGGGGUGCCCACAACACCAGUGUAUUGGGUCGAAAUAAAACACGAAUGGAAUAGAUAA